This is a messenger RNA of Drosophila busckii, 2074 nucleotides long. It is a transcript of the gene Hsp60C, whose product is annotated as 60 kDa heat shock protein homolog 2, mitochondrial. The coding region runs from base 101 to 1834 and encodes 577 amino acids. The record is from RefSeq and is a predicted model, not a curated record. Gene Ontology annotation, cellular component: mitochondrial matrix; mitochondrial inner membrane. The transcript has 2 exons. Gene Ontology annotation, molecular function: ATP binding; ATP-dependent protein folding chaperone; protein-folding chaperone binding. Lineage: Eukaryota; Metazoa; Arthropoda; Insecta; Diptera; Drosophilidae. Gene Ontology annotation, biological process: apoptotic mitochondrial changes; mitochondrial unfolded protein response; protein refolding.
UAGUCGCUACAUUUUCAUUUUCGGUUCAGCUCUCAACGCGUCAACAGUAAAACAAUUUUUGUCCAGCCUCAAACACAUUUUCAAAAACAUAAUUUAAGAAAUGUCGCGCAUUUUAUUGGGCGCAUCGUUGCAGCGCUGCUCGCGUUUGGCCAAUCAGCUGCUGAGCCGCGGCUAUGCAAAGGACGUGAAAUUUGGGCCAGAGGUGCGAGCGAUGAUGCUGCAGGGCGUGGAUGUGCUGGCGGAUGCAGUGGCAGUGACCAUGGGACCCAAGGGACGCAAUGUGAUCAUUGAGCAGAGCUGGGGCUCACCCAAGAUCACCAAGGAUGGCGUUACAGUGGCCAAAUCCAUAGCGCUGAAGGAUAAAUUCAUGAACAUUGGCGCCAAGCUGGUGCAGGAUGUGGCGAACAAUACAAACGAGGAGGCAGGCGAUGGCACCACCACAGCCACAGUGCUGGCCAGAGCAAUAGCCAAGGAGGGAUUCGAUAAGAUUUCACGUGGCGCUAAUCCUGUGGAAAUAAGACGUGGCGUAAUGAUGGCCAUUGAAACGGUUAAAGAUAAUUUAAAGAAAAUGUCGCGUCCGGUGAAUACACCGGAGGAAAUUGCACAGGUGGCCACCAUUUCGGCCAAUGGCGACAAGUCUGUGGGCAAUUUGAUAAGCGAGGCAAUCAAGAAAGUUGGACGCGAUGGCGUCAUUACCGUUAAGGAUGGCAAAACCAUGAACGACGAGCUGGAGAUAAUUGAGGGCAUGCGCUUUAGUCGCGGCUAUAUAUCGCCUUAUUUCAUCAAUCAGUCCAAGGGCGCCAAGGUGGAGUUCCAGGAUGCGCUGUUGCUGUUUUGCGAAAAGAAAAUCAAAACUGCGCCCAGCAUUGUGCCAGCGCUGGAGCUGGCAAAUGCGCAGCGUAAGCCGCUCGUGAUCAUUGCCGAGGAUGUGGAGGGUGAAGCGCUGAGCACCAUGGUAGUGAAUCGCUUGAAGGUGGGACUGCAGGUUUGUGCUAUUAAAGCGCCAGGAUUUGGUGACAAUCGUCGGGAUUCGCUGGCGGACAUGGCCAUAGCCACAGGCGGCAUGGUCUUUGGCGAUGAGGCGAACAUGGUGCGAUUGGAGGACAUCAAACUCAGCGACUUUGGACGCGUGGGUGAGGUGGUAAUCACCAAGGAUGACACCAUGCUGCUGAAGGGUCAAGGCCAGCGCGCGCACAUAGACAAGCGCGUGGAGAAUCUACGCGAUGCCAUCAAAGAAACCGACUCCAGCUAUGAAAAGGAGAAGCUACAGGAGCGUCUGGCCAAGCUCUCCUCGGGCGUUGCGCUGCUGCGCGUUGGCGGCUCCAGCGAUGUGGAGGUCAAUGAGAAAAAGGAUCGCGUCAAUGAUGCGCUCAAUGCCACACGCGCUGCCAUUGAGGAGGGCAUCGUUCCUGGUGGCGGCACUGCGCUGCUGCGCUGCAUCAAUCAGCUGAAGGAUUUGAAAGGCGCCAACGAGGAUCAGAAUCUGGGCGUUGAGAUUAUACGCCGUGCUCUACGCAUGCCGUGCCUCACCAUAGCCAAGAACGCUGGCGUUGAUGGCGCCAUGGUCGUUGCCAAGGUGGAAAUACUCGAUGGCGACUAUGGCUAUGAUGCACUCAAGGGCGAAUAUGGCAACAUGAUCGAGCGUGGCAUCAUUGAUCCCACCAAAGUGGUGCGCACCGCCAUCACCGAUGCCGCUGGCGUUGCCUCGCUGCUGACCACAGCCGAGGCGGUGGUCACUGAGCUGCCGCUGGAGGAUGCUGCAGCUGGCAUGCCCGGCGGCAUGGGCGGUAUGGGCGGCAUGGGAGGCAUGGGCGGUCUAGGCAUGGGCAUGUAAUCCAACCACCCAACACUUUGUUUUCGUUUUUGGUUUUUUUGUUUUUCUUUUAUUUGCAAACAACAUUUUGAAUCUUUCCCGACACAUUUUAGUUGCUGAACUGCAGAGCUGACCCAUUUCCUAACCCCACAGUUGGUGCCACUUAUAUGCGCCCCUUUUACUAUUUACUAUUUAUUAUUACAUUGCAUAGUUUUGCACUCACUGUUAUUGAUUUAAUAAAUUUGACAAUCGUAAUCAAAA